GUUUUCGUAGACGUCACUUCCGAAACAAUAAGAGAUUCGGUUGAGGGCUUUAGCGCUCCUUGGCUGGGUCAGUUGAAUCUUAUGAGUAUCUUUUUGUUUUGUCUUGCAAAGGUCUUAAAAACUAACCGUUAAAUUCUUCGGAUCAAUACACUAAAAGUCACAGACUAAUCAAAGAUUUCCAGUAGCAUGAAUUUCUCAGAGGUCCUCAAGCAGUCCAAUCAAUUGUGCAAAGUUUCUCCUGAUGGGAAAUAUUUGGCCACCUGUGUUCAGUACCGCCUGGUUGUCCGUGAUAUCAACACCCUUCAGAUCCUGCACCUGUACACAUGUCUGGACCAAGUGUUGCACAUGGAGUGGUCCUCUGACUCCCUCUUCAUCCUUUGUGCCAUGUACAAAAGAGGACUAGUGCAGGUAUGGUCUCUAGAGCAGCCGGACUGGCAUUGUAAGAUAGACGAGGGUUCUAUUGGACUAGUCUCGUCACGCUGGAGUCCUGACGGGCGACACAUACUCAACACCACUGAGUUCAAUUUGAGGAUCACCGUCUGGUCCCUAUGCACAAAAUCUGUAUCCUACAUCAAGUAUCCUAAAGCCUGCCAGAAAGGUAUGGACUUCACUGCAGAUGGCCGUUAUAUGGCUCUGGCGGAGAGACGGGAGUGUAAAGACUACAUCAGUGUGUUUGUGUGUGAUGACUGGCAUCUUCUCAGACAUUUUGAGAGCGAGACUCAAGAUCUGGCAGGGCUGGAGUGGUCUCCUAAUGGCUGUGUGCUUGCUGUGUGGGACAACUGUCUCGAGUAUAAAAUUUUAUUAUAUUCACUGGAUGGCCGCCUGUUGGCUUCUUACAGUGCAUAUGAGUGGUCUCUAGGCAUAAAGUCUGUCUCUUGGAGUCCCAGCAGCCAGUUCUUGGCUGUUGGCAGCUUUGAUGAGAAGGUUCGGAUCCUGAAUCAUAUCACCUGGAAGAAGAUCACAGAAUUUGAGCAUCCAGCCACCAUCGUAAACACCAAAGCUGUGGUAUUUAAGGAAGUGGAGAAAAGACCUGUUGUGGGCAGUGAAGAUCUUUCUAUUCAUCAGCUGACUAUGGAUAAUUCACUAUUUAGCACACAGAGCAAGUAUGAGAUCACACAACUGCCAACCCAGGUGCCAGUAAUCAAGCCCGAUCCAGACCGUGCCAACCCUAAAAUCGGUGUCUCUGCUAUGGCUUUCAGUGCUGAUAAUCGCUACCUUGCUACAAAGAAUGAUAACAUGCCUCAGAGCCUGUGGGUGUGGGACAUGCAGAGACUCGGUCUGCUGGCUGUCCUGGAACAGACGGCUCCUGUGCGCUGCUUUGUCUGGGACCCACGCAGACCUCGACUGGCUCUCUGCACCGGAAACACCAAAGUUUAUCUGUGGUCGCCAGCUGGCUGUGUGUCUGUGAAUGUACCAGUUGAAGGCAGUUUUCAGGUUCAGUCUCUAUUUUGGCACUGCAGUGGCAGCUCACUCAUCCUCCUCUCAAAAGAGCAGCUCUGUCUGUGUUACAUGGAAGCAGAGGAGGAGAAAUAAACCAAAGCACUCCAUCACACUCCCAAGAGUCUCUCUGCUCGCAUUUGAGUACGAGACUCGUGUAAGAGAUCUGAUCUCCAAAGAACUCAAGACAAAAACACUGUCUGCAGAUAUACCUCAGCACUUUUGUGGUUUUCAGGUAGGGUUUUUAUAACAUUUUCAUCUUGACACAAAAUGUUGAUUGUCAAUACAGCACAUGCUAUGAGUAAAAUAUUUAUCAGAUAUGUGUGAUUCUACCCCACCAGCCUGGUGCAAAUGAACUGCUUUCACUCAGAUCUGUUUCUUAAGGCCUUAGACAAGCGAAAUAGCUGAUACACGUGCUCUGUGAAGGACCAAGUAUAUCAUACAAUCGAAAAUCUAAUUUAUGUCACUUUAGAUCUGCUGUGAUUUAUAGAUGAAUGUGAGUUGCUGUGAAUGUGAAGCUUUUUGCUUCAUGACAAUAAUGUCUGUAGAAUUUCAUUGUUUUUCCUGACAAUGUUUCAAAACUAGAUUUAUUUUUAUAAAACUUAGAUCUGUUUGUAAUAAAGUUUUCUACAUUGUU
Molecule: messenger RNA, 2074 nt
Organism: Megalobrama amblycephala (Wuchang bream)
Lineage: Eukaryota; Metazoa; Chordata; Actinopteri; Cypriniformes; Xenocyprididae
Gene: wrap73
Product: WD repeat containing, antisense to TP73
Exons: 13
Coding region: 187-1533 (448 amino acids)
Biological process (GO): protein localization to mitotic spindle pole body; mitotic sister chromatid segregation; microtubule anchoring at mitotic spindle pole body
Cellular component (GO): MWP complex; microtubule organizing center; mitotic spindle
Molecular function (GO): protein binding
Source: RefSeq, a predicted model, not a curated record